AUGGACACGACAGACACCGAUAUCAAGGACAAUACAAGUUCUUCCCAAAUUCAACCAUCAACUACCCCACCACCUCCUACUACGAUCAAUUCUUCUCCAAGCUCGUCUCCAUCAUGUGCAACGUUGCUUGUCAUAGAUGAUAGUUCGCAUUCAGAAGAAGAACUAGCACCCGCGACAGCAUCAGAACCAGUUGGACCUCGUGCCAAUGACAUUCCAGUUAAACCAACACCUACUCAAACUUCUGACAUUCCAGCACCAACAACUGUACCACCUUUUACACUCGAUACAAAUAAUACAGCUGAACAGCAACGGCGAAGAAAUUCUUCGAUAGCGAAACUACUCGGUGGUCAACCAUUGAAUAAUCAUCAAUAUGAAGAAAUUACUCAACAAAUUCUCGAAGACCAAUCAGCUCAAAGUACAAAUUACAAUACUGAUAGUGGUAUUGAUACUGGAAAUCAGCGACCGCGUAGUUCAAUUACUCGAACUUUGCUGAUGAAUCAUGAACGAGCAAAUAGUUUUGGUAAACUAUCGCCAAAGCCUUCGACAACCUCGUCACCAUCUGCACCACGAGACUUCGAUUAUUUAAUACGUCGCGAACCAGAUAAACCUGAAAAUGACUAUUCAUCAACUACACUUCAACGAAACAAUUCAGCCACACGAGUCAUGCAAAAUGUGAAUUCUCCAACUAAUCCAAAUGCUCAAUUUCCAAUCCAAUCAAAACUGAAACGUAAAAGAUCUCUGGUAGCGGCAUCGCUUCCAACACCCAAUAUUCCGCCAUUUUCGUUUCAUGAACCGUUCGAACUGGAAUCUUCAGGAACGAAUUCAACACAGUUGAUGCAUUCUACCCGUUCUCAAAACGAUUCACUGCAUUUCGAUUCAUCGAAACGUUCUCGUCAUUCAAAUUCGGAACCCUAUAAUCUCCCAGUGAAUAACUCCUCUACACCAUCGUCUUUUCCAUACUCAAAAUUCAACAUGAACUCGACACUCUAUGAUCAAUUUCGUAUUCAUCAAAAUUCUGCUCAUUCAAACACUUGUUCAACAUCUUGUAACUGUCCUCGGUAUUCGCAUUCGACAAAACUUGCCUUACCAGUCCCGGUGCCACAUUAUCCAGCAACACCAAGUCGUUCAAAUAGUAUCAGCAAUACGACACCAUCGGUAUCGCGUAAAACCAAAUCGAUGUUUGGUCAGAACGAUGAACAUGAUCCUCCACGUCAACGUUCGUAUUCGAAUUCAUUUAAUCAAUUGAAUUUAUCAUCAGCAUCAUCAUCGGAACCCAGUGUGCCAUUGAAGAAGCGUUUACUUCAUGCUUAUAACAAUGAACAGCGUCCUACUACACCACUGUGA
Adineta ricciae is the source of this 1344-nucleotide messenger RNA. NCBI's taxonomy places the organism in Eukaryota, Metazoa, Rotifera, Eurotatoria, Adinetida, Adinetidae. The record is from the annotation of a GenBank genome assembly.